AUGCGGAAAAAAGAGAUCGCCAUCGCCCUGGAAGGGAAGAAGGAAGCAACUCGAUCGCCCCCGGCGACCGGCGUUGUUGGCAGCAGCGGUGUUCCGAUGGGCAGACAGCAGAACGCGCUUCACCAGCUCGUGUCCUUCAUCCUCGGGGCGUCCGCCGCCGCCGUCCUGCUCUUCUUCCUGACGACGGCGAUGAGCGGAGGGCGGUUCACGGGGAUAUCGACCUGGGCCAAUGGAACCACGGGCUUCGAUGAUGCUCCCGUCCAGGAGACUCCUGCUCCCCUGGCAAGAGAACCUGCCGCUCCUGCUCACGCCGACUCAAAGGUUACGGCGGCGGAGCAGGAGGACGAGCUGGAGCGGCUGCUGCGCGCGGUGGCGGACGAGGACCGGACGGUGAUCAUGACGUCGGUGAACGAGGCGUGGGCGGCGCAGGACUCGCUGCUGGACCUGUUCCUGGAGAGCUUCCGCAGCGGCGAGCGGAUCGCGCACUUCGUGGACCACCUCCUGGUGGUGGCCCUCGACGGCGGCGCGCUGGAGCACUGCCGCGCCGUGCACCCGCACUGCUACCUCCUCCCCGCGGCCGCCGCGCACAACCUCUCCGGCGAGAAGGUGUUCAUGAGCAAGGACUACAUCGACCUGGUCUGGAGCAAGGUCCGGCUGCAGCAGAGGAUCCUCGAGCUCGGCUACAACUUCCUCUUCACGGACGUGGACAUUCUGUGGUUCCGGAACCCGUUCGAGCGGAUGUCUGUGGCGGCGCACAUGGUGACCUCGUCGGACUUCUACUUCGGCGACCCAUACAGCCCGAUGAACCUGCCAAACACGGGGUUCCUGUACGUCAAGUCGAGCCGGCGGACGGUGGGCGCGUUCGAGGCGUGGCACGGCGCGCGGGAGGCGUUCCCGGGGAAGCACGAGCAGCAGGUGCUGAACGAGAUCAAGGUGGAGCUGGUGGCCACGCGCGGCCUGCGCAUCCAGUUCCUAGACACGGAACACAACGCCGGCUUCUGCAACAACACCCGCGACUUCAACACGCUCUACACCAUGCACGCCAACUGCUGCGUUGGCCUGGGCGCAAAGCUGCACGACCUCGGCAACCUGCUGCAGGAGUGGCGGGCGUACCGGCAGAUGGACGACGAGGACCGCGCACGGGGGCCCGUGCGCUGGAAGGAGGACUUUGGAGGUGGUCAUCCGGAUCCUAGCCUCACCUAUGCAAAAGAGUUGGUUGAACGGAUGGAUCUUGGAAAGUCAUCCUCAAAUGUUGAGCCCCCACAAUUUGGCGCUGCAAUGAUGGAGAUGCUUUGA
Molecule: messenger RNA, 1296 nt
Organism: Miscanthus lutarioriparius
Lineage: Eukaryota; Viridiplantae; Streptophyta; Magnoliopsida; Poales; Poaceae
Source: the annotation of a GenBank genome assembly